Messenger RNA from Cricetulus griseus (Chinese hamster), 1722 nucleotides. Lineage: Eukaryota; Metazoa; Chordata; Mammalia; Rodentia; Cricetidae. The record is from RefSeq and is a predicted model, not a curated record.
GUGGGCCUGGCUGUGAGGACAGAAAACCCUUUGAGAAAGCCACCUCCCACCUGCUGUGCACACAGGGCACCAGGCACUGUCCCCCAAGGUCACCUCCACCUCCGGAGUUGAUAGGGGUGUCCCUCCCAAGCACUCUGGCUCAGCCAAACAUAUAAGCAGGGCCUCCCAGCCCUUGUUGCUCUACCAUGCAGGGACCACCCCUCUCUCCACUAGUGCUGCUGCUGGUGACCAUGGGCACUGUGUUACAGGCCAAGACCCUCAAAGAAGACCUCAAAAGAGCCACCAGCACCAGGGGCCUCAUCUUCUUUGAAGAUGGGAUCUGGCCUCUCAGCAGUCCCCCAGAGCCCUUGUGCCUGGUGACACUGAGAGGCUUGAGGAACACAAGCAGAGCCCCGCUAAGGGUGGUAGGGGGCCUGGACAGUUAUGAGCAUUCCUUCCUGGAGGCUGUACAGGAGUCUCACUGGGGACCCCAAGACCUGGCCACCUUCGGAGUCUGCAGUCCUGACUCCCAGGCUAUCCUGCCAGCCCUGCAGCGCCUUGGGGCCUGGCUGGGGGAGACUGGGGGGCAGCAGUUGCUGGUCUUGCAUCUGGCUGAAGUGAAAUGGGAGCCCACGCUCUUACUGAAGUUCCAAGAGCCUCCACAUGGGGGAGACAGCAGCUGGGAGCAGGCCUUGCUGGUGCUAUACCCUGGACCUGGCCCCCAGGUCACAGUCACAGGGGCUGGACUGCAGGGCACACAGAACCUCUGCCCUACUCGAGACACCCGGUAUUUGGUGCUGGCUGUGGACUCUCCAGCGGGGGCCUGGAGCGGCCCCGGCCUCGCCCUAACCCUUCAGCCACUCAGAGAAGGUGCCGCCCUGAGCAUCACCCAGUUGCAGGCCUUUCUGUUCGGCUCUGACUCUCGCUGUUUCACACGCAUGACCCCAACCCUGCUGUUGCUGCCACCCGUCCCACCAUCACUGCAGCCAGCGCAUGGCCAGCUGGACACCAUGCCCUUCCCGCCACUCAGGCUGUCCCUGGAGCCAGAGGAGCUGCCACACAGCACUGAUCCCUUCCUAGAGACCCUCACUCGCUUGGUACGUGCCCUACGGGGACCCCCGACCCGGGCCUCACAUACACAUCUGGCCCUGGACCCUGGGGCGCUGGCCAGCUUCCCACAGGGCCUUGUCAACCUGUCAGACCCCACUGCACUGGAACGCCUGCUCGAUGGGGAGGAACCACUGCUCCUGCUGUUGUCUCCCGCUGCGGCCACCAUGGGGGAACCCACCCCGCUGCAGGACCCUGCCUCUGCUCCGUGGGCAGCCGGCCUGGCACGCAGGGUGUCCGUGGAGCUGCAGGCAGCUGCCUCAGAGCUGCGGGGCCUCCCGGGCCUGCCACCCGCUGCGCCCCCGCUGCUAUCGCGCCUACUGGCACUGUGCCCCAACGACACCCACAGCCCCGGGGACCCGUUGCGCGCGCUGCUGCUGCUGAAGGCGCUGCAGGGCCUGCGUGCAGAGUGGCGUGGGCGGGAAGGGCGCGGGAGGGCGGGGCGCAGCGCAGGGACAGGGACAGAGGGGCCAUGCGCACUGCGUGAGCUGAGCGUAGACUUGCGCGCAGAGCGGUCCGUGCUCAUCCCCGAGACCUACCAGGCCAACAACUGCCAAGGCGCCUGCACGUGGCCACAGUCCGACCGCAACCCUCGGUAUGGGAACCACGUGGUGCUCCUGCUGAAGAUGCAGGCUC